GAGACAAACAAAAAUCAUCGAAACUCAAACUGAACGACAAAGAGCAGCCUUCAAAUAUGUCAUACUCGUUCUAUAAUGAGCUCCACAUUGAGAGAACAUUGUGUGAUGCAUUUCUCAAAGUGGAUACUGUCGAAUUUCCAGUCCAGAAGAUCAUCCUCUGUAACUGUAGUCCAUAUUUCCGGGAUUACUUCACACGCUUGAACCCCCCAGACCAGAAGGACUUCAACAUAUCUGGCCUGUCUCCUGACAUGAUGGAGCUCAUCAUUGACUUUGCGUACACUGGCUCAGUCUUCGUGACGGAGGACAACGUACAAGAACUUCUGCUAGCAGCCGAUCAAUUCAAGGUAAUGGGUGUCAUAAAAAUCUGCUGUGACUUCCUUGGGGAGCAGCUCUGCCCAGAGAACUGCGUUGGCAUCUGGCAGUUCACAACCAUAUCCUUUUUCCCCGAACUGCGUGCCAAGGCCUACCAAUACAUCCUCAACCACUUUGAGCAGGUUGUUGCAGAGGAGGAGUUCCUAAACCUCACUGUGGAGGAACUUGCCGAUAUCCUUGAUAAUGAUCACCUCGAUGUCCAGGAGGACACUGUGUAUGAAGCUGUGAUUAAGUGGAUCGCCCAUGCACCUGCAGAACGGGAGCAACACAUUUCCACUCUGUUGCCUAAGGUUCGUCUGGGACUGAUGACUGUAGAGUACCUAAGGCAAAAUGUGCUGUCUAAUGAGCUGGUGAGCAGCAAUUCUGAAUGCCGGUCCAUGGCUGUUGAGGCCACCAGAGCCAUACGUGAUAUUAGAUCCAGCAGACCCGGUGAGUCUGGCUUCUAUCACCCACUUGCUCGUCCUCGCCUGCCUCAUUCCAUCCUGCUAGCCAUCGGGGGCUGGAGAGGCAUUGAUCGAACUACUAUCAUCGAGGCCUAUGAUUACCGGGCUGACCGCUGGCUCAACAUAACCAACAACCUUGAGCGUCUUCGUGGCAACCAUGGAGCUGCCUUCCUCAAUGGGUAUGUCUACUGCAUUGGUGGCUGCGACACAGUGGAGCAUUUCAGCACCGUGCAUAGAUUUGACCUGACCACUCGCACCUGGGAUGAGGUGACACCAAUGCACGACCGCCGCUGCGAUGUAAGCGUGACUGUGCUGAAUGGGUGCAUCUAUGCCAUGGGAGGCCAUGACGGAGAAGGACAACUCAACACUGCAGAGCGCUAUCAACCCGAAACCAACCAGUGGACUCUUAUUGCACCAAUGCAUGAACGGAGGAGCAAUGCCAGCUGCACAACACUUAACAACAAGAUUUAUAUUUGUGGAGGAUAUAAUGGCAACGAGUGCCUGGCAACAGCUGAAUUUUACAGCGCCGAGACAAACCAGUGGACAAUGAUCCACCCGAUGAACAGACCCCGCAGUGGACUAGGAGUGAUUGCCUAUGCGGGUCAUGUCUUUGCUGUCGGUGGCUUUGAUGGAACCAAUUAUCUUCGCACCGCUGAAGUUUAUAACACAGACACCAACGUGUGGAACAAUGUGUCCUCUAUGUUGACCCCCCGCAGAAACUUUGGCAUUGAAGUGAUCAACAACCACCUCUUUGUUGCCGGGGGCUGCAACAGAUUACUCACCCUUUUAGAUGUCGAGUACUAUGACUCUAUAACCAACGAGUGGUCCGCAGCCUGUGACAUGGGGAUUUUCCGCCAUGCCUUGAGCUGUUGCGUGGUGUCCGGACUUCCCACUUUGGCCGAGUACACCGUGCCACGUGAUGUCCUGGCACUUUCGCAAAUGCCAGAAGAACAGGAAGAGUCAGAGUCCACCUAA
Archocentrus centrarchus (flier cichlid) is the source of this 1790-nucleotide messenger RNA. RefSeq names its product kelch-like protein 10. The transcript is spliced from 5 exons. The record is from RefSeq and is a predicted model, not a curated record. NCBI's taxonomy places the organism in Eukaryota, Metazoa, Chordata, Actinopteri, Cichliformes, Cichlidae. The coding region runs from base 57 to 1790 and encodes 577 amino acids. Gene Ontology annotation, molecular function: protein binding.